Molecule: messenger RNA, 1972 nt
Organism: Fundulus heteroclitus (mummichog)
Lineage: Eukaryota; Metazoa; Chordata; Actinopteri; Cyprinodontiformes; Fundulidae
Product: methyltransferase-like protein 24
Exons: 5
Coding region: 87-1184 (365 amino acids)
Source: RefSeq, a predicted model, not a curated record
GCUGGGACUUUCCUCUCAGCCCAUGGGGAGAGCAGGAGAAAGUUGGAUUACAGGGAGAUGUUCGGCGGCGCAGCCACGGAGGAGGCAUGCGGGACCUGGCUGGUUUGUCCCCCCGCUCGGGUGUGGGCCUCCUCCUGCUGCUGUUGAUCCCGCCGGUUCUCCUCGCUCUGCAGCUCCUCGUCCUGGCCCGUCUGUGGGUGGAGGAGAGGGACGGAGGCGUCGCCUUCACCGUUAUCAGCAUCGAGCCGGAGAGGGGCUCAACAGGCCAGGCUGGGGGAGCCCGCUCUGGGAGACCAGGGAUGGAGGAGGAAGGAGCGCUGAUGAGGAACGUGGAGCGAGCGUAUGAGGAGGAGAACGAGCUGCACGAACGGCAGGUGGGACCCAGAGUGAUGGAGGUGCAGCGGUGGGCGGCGAACAAGCCGUCCUUCCCAGCAGAACUCAGUCGUAUCAUCACGUACAUCGCAAGGCCACAGCUGAACUGCCCCAGGGUUUUACCUCCAGGGAAAGCUCAGGCAGAGUCGCCCCCCGCGGCCCCAGCUCGCUGGCUGCUGUGUGCAGAGGAAUGGCUGCUUCCACCUCCAGAUAGACCCUGCGUUGCCUACUCCUUCAGUAUGGAUGGAGAAGACGCAGACUUUCUGAGCACCGUCUCCAGGCUCGGAUGUGAAAUCCACCGUUUUGAUCCCAGCACCUCCAAUGCAUCUGUUGGUCACCUUGGCAACAGUUUGGCCGGUAACCAAGGCAACAGGGGCGUCGUCAGCCAGCACAAAUUGUGGCUGGAAUGGCGAGCGCCAAGGAGGCGCGGGCACAGGAAGAGCGGCGGCCAGGGUGGGGUUUCUCACUCGCUGGCCGACAUCAUGGCGACGCUGGGCCACCGCACCGUUCAUUUUUUGUAUGCUGACCUGUUAAGCGCUGAGUGGCGGGUUUUUCAGAGCUGGAUCGAGGAGGGGACUGUGCAGAGCGUUCAUCAUCUGGUCGCCACUGUGCACCUUCACUGGGCAGGCUUCGAGGUGGGAGGCAGCGAUGAGGAGGUGCUCCGCUACUGGUUCAGUGUCCUUCGGGGCCUCGAGGCCUCCGGACUCCAAUUGGUUCACAGCUCGUCCGGAGAGGGUCACAGUGUCCUGAAGCACACCAUAGAAAGUGCUCGCAGCUCCUACACCCUCAGCUGGGCAAACACACGACACUGAUACUCGUCAUAUGCUGUUGAGGAAGAAAACAAACGACACUAAAGAUUUGCUCAAAAUGAGGCAGCUUUGUGGAAUAGAAAAAGCCACAAACAUAUCCGCUGAACAUCGCCCUCUAGUGGACACUAAAGGGUUUACAUGUUACAACUUGAAAGGGAAAUAGAAAUGUGGACAACACUGACAAAACUGCCAUAUAUGGCUGAAAAAGAAACUGUUGCUGGUGUACUUUGUUCAGACUCGUAAUGUUUUUGGUUUCCCUUUUUGUAUGGCAUCCUGAGAUAACUUUGGUUUUGAGUUUGAGAUAUGUAAAUAAACUGAAAUGAUUGUGCUUUAUUUAAAUUAAUUUUUAGACUUUUUUGUGGGAAAAAUCUGAGAUCUUUAAAAAAACAUUUUUCAUCAAGUAUAACUCAGUAUAUAGUAUACUGUAUGUUGCUGUACAUCUGUGAAAGUGCACGUUUUUAAAGUGAAAAGGCAAAGUUUUGUUGAGAAUCUUUGUACCUACUUUUGUUUUUCCCUUCCUUUCAAUGAAGACGUAAUCUUAACCAUAAAAUAAGUUGUUUUUACCACAUCCUUUCUAUAUCAUAAUAUAAUAAGCUGGCCUGUUUCAAAAUGUUUUGUUAAAACACAUUGCCUUCCAAAACCAUCCACAUCCUUUUAAACUUGCUCACCUUUUUCCUUGUGACAACCACAUAUUUCAAUGAAAUGUAUGUGAUAGCCAACACGAACUAAACGUAAACUUGUCAAGUGAAAUGAUCCCUUUUCUCCCUCACGAAUAAAACACUGAAAACCAG